This is a messenger RNA of Protopterus annectens (West African lungfish), 6855 nucleotides long. It is a transcript of the gene ITGA5, whose product is annotated as integrin subunit alpha 5. Lineage: Eukaryota; Metazoa; Chordata; Ceratodontiformes; Protopteridae. Gene Ontology annotation, molecular function: integrin binding. The transcript has 30 exons. Gene Ontology annotation, cellular component: external side of plasma membrane; integrin complex. The record is from RefSeq and is a predicted model, not a curated record. Bases 383 to 3565 code for a protein of 1060 amino acids. Gene Ontology annotation, biological process: cell-cell adhesion; cell adhesion mediated by integrin; angiogenesis.
UGUACAGUACGGCUUUAAAAUGAAAUAAUUGUUACUUAGUACUGCUCCCACCCCUAAACUGCCCAGUUUAUUAGCACAAAUUGGAGUAAGGGGCCGACUCUUUUCUUACUUGCAACGAGUUUUGUGAAUUACAGCCAACAAACCCCUCCCAUCAUGAGUUCACUUCUCUGAGUCAGAUCUUCACAUUUUAAGCACAGAAGAACCUAAAGUGGGCUGUAUUAUUGAAGAGAAAGAGCGGAGCAGUUCUUGUUUAGAAAGGGAACAAAUACAAGUUGUUUCUAAAAGCAGAAAGCUUUCGUUGUGUGUGUUUAUUGUCAUUUCAAUAUCUGAAAGCUGUAUUUUUCUUUUUCUGUCCACUGGAUAAUAUAAUACAGUUCGAGUCAUGGCUAGAAUCACCUGUUGUAGCCAAAAAACUGCCCACCGGACUCUGGUUCUGUUAUGGAAAUCGUUUGUGUCUAUGGCCCUGGUACUGGUAGUUCCAUUUUCGGACGGGUUUAAUUUGGACGUGGAUAAUCCUACCCAUUUUCGGGGUUCUCCGGACUCAUUCUUUGGUUAUUCGGUGGACUUUUACCUACCUGGUCAUGUAGGGGUUGGUCUUCUGAUUGGCGCCCCAAAAGAUAAUACCUCCCAGCCAGACAUCUUUGAAGGUGGUGCAGUGCAUUACUGUUCUUGGAGCCAAAAUAGUAAUCUAAAUGAGAGCAGCUGCCAGCAGAUCAAAUUCAACUCAUCAGGAAACCGUGUUACCCUAGAAUCUGGUAAUAGUACAGAGAAAGAAAUAAUGGAAUCAAAAUCAUCCCAGUGGUUUGGUGCCUCUGUACGCUCCCACAAGGAUACUAUCUUGGCCUGUGCCCCUUUGUACAGCUGGCGAACUCAUAGCAAAAAUAUUGAUCCUGUGGGGACUUGCUAUCUGUCUGUGAAAAACUUCAGUAAAAUAGUGGAGUAUUCACCUUGUCGCUCAGAUAUUGGCACACCUGAAGGCCAAGGAUUCUGCCAAGGAGGAUUCAGUGCUGCUUUUUCCAAGAAUGGUACAGUGGUUCUUGGUGGGCCAGGAAGUUAUUACUGGCAAGGUCAGGUGAUCACAGCCAGUCCAGAGCAGAUUGUGAAUGGCUAUUACCCAGACUACUUCAUUCUACCUAUCUAUGGACAGAUGAUGACACGCCAGGCUGGUACCAGCUAUGAUGAUAGUUAUCUUGGUUACUCUGUUGCUGUUGGAGAAUUUAAUGGGGACUCUGUUGAAGAUAUUGUUGCUGGUGUUCCAAGAGGAAAACUGACUUACGGAUAUGCGACUAUACUGAAUGGAACAAAUCUUGAAUCCAUAUACAAUUUCACUGGAGAACAGAUGGCGUCAUAUUUUGGAUAUGCAGUUGCAGCAACAGAUCUUAAUAAUGAUGGUUUGGAUGAUCUACUGGUUGGUGCCCCAAUGUAUAUGGAGAAGACAAUGGAUGGUCGAUUGCAGGAAGUGGGCAGGGUAUACAUUUACCUGCAAAACAGCUGGCAGGAUGGCAAUGCCACAGUGACCCUAACUGGCAAUGAAGAGUUUGGGCGUUUUGGGUCCUCCAUUUCACCUUUGGGGGAUUUGGACCAGGACGGAUAUAAUGAUGUUGCAAUAAGUACCCCUUUUGGUGGAGAGGAUCGGCAAGGCAUUGUGUCAAUCUAUAAUGGGAAAAGUGGUGGGCUAAGAGAUAAGCCCUCUCAGAUCCUUCGAGGGCAGUGGGCCAGAGGCAGACUGCCUGCCUGUUUUGGAUUUGCCAUGCGUGGAAACAGAGACAUUGACAGAAAUGGCUACCCAGAUCUCAUUGUUGGAGCUUUUGGAGCGGAUGCAGCCACUCUGUACAGAAGUCGUCCUAUUGUCUAUGCCAGUGCUUCCUUGACCAUCAGUCCAUCUAUGGUCAACCCUGAGGAGAAGGCUUGCUUGAUUAAGGGCACAGAGCUCCAUGUAUCCUGCUUCAACCUUAGCUUCUGUCUGAAUGCUUCUGGAAAACAUGUACCACAUUCUAUUGGUUUCCAAGUGGAGUUGCAGCUAGACUCGAUGAAACAAAAAGGGGCAGUGAAGCGGGCCUUAUUCUUGGAUUCUAGGCAGGCCCAGCGUUUGGAGACCAUUCACUUCAAAAAUUCAGCAGGAGAAAUGUGUCAUGAUUUGAAAGUGUACCUUAGAGAAGAAUCAGAAUUCCGUGACAAACUGUCUCAGAUCCAUAUUGCAAUGAACUUUAGUCUGGAUCCGCAGGCUCCUGCUGAUAAGCAUGGAAUGCAUCCUAUCCUAAACUACCAAACUAAAAAUGUCUUGGAGCAAAAGGCUCAGAUUUUGCUGGGAUGUGGAGAGGAUAACAUCUGUGUUCCAGACCUUAAAAUUCAUGUUUCUGGACAUGAUAAAGUGUACCAUGGAGAUGACAAUGCCAUCGCACUCCUAUUUGAUGCAAAGAAUGAUGGGGAAGGCGGAGCUUAUGAAGCGGAGCUGUACGUUACCCUUCCACCAGAGGCUGAAUACAGUGGAAUUGUGCGCGACAGUGAGCAACUUUCCAUACUCCAGUGUGCCUAUGAGACUGAGAACCAAACACGACUGGUUAUUUGUGACCUUGGGAAUCCAAUGAAGGCAGGAACUCAGGUGUCUGGUGGCUUGAGAUUUACAGUACCCCAUCUCCGUAAUGGCAAGGACACUGUAAAGUUCGAAUUUCAGAUUCGCAGUAAGAACCAGAACAACUCUCAGAGUGCGAUUGUGGAAUAUGACUUGCAGGUAGUCGUCAAAUCCCAAGUUCUCAUUCGUGGUGUCUCGCGGCCAGAGCGUAUUGAAAUCCCAUUGCAUCAGAAACUCAUAAAAAAUCCUGUGAAGGAACAAGACAUUGGUCCAGAGUUGCAGCAUAUUUAUGAGUUAGGAAAUGAAGGACCCAGUUCAAUUAGCCAGACUGUUCUGGAGCUGAGUUGUCCUCUGAAAUUCCAAGGCUCAGACCUGCUGUACCCCAUAGAAUACAUAACACAAGGUCCCAUAAACUGCACAUCCAACACCCCAGUCAAUCCUCAACAUUUCAAGACAAGUCACCGUCCAACAGCAGAUACUCCAACUCUUCGCUCCCAAGUCGACCACCAUGUUCAGAAACGAGAUGCCCAUGAAGAGCACGAAGAGCACUCUGAAGAAGAAAUGCUGAGCUGCCCCAAGAUGGAGUGUUUGAAAUUACGGUGUACUGUGGGUUUACUGGAGAGGAGAAGCAGUGUAAUUCUUAAAGUUCGUUCUAGAAUUUGGAUGGCAACUUUCUUGCAGGAGGAGUCCCCAGGUAAUAAAUUACUGCAGUGUAAAGCAGAGUAUAAAGUGCAGAAUAUGCCAUAUUCCCUCCAACCUGAAGAAUAUCCACAUGGAGAAAUCCAGGUGGUUACAACUAUAGCACGUGCCAAAUCGGAGAAAGCUUAUGCUGUUCCUCUGUGGAUCAUUAUUUUGGCUGUGUUAGCAGGUCUUCUGCUACUUGCCCUUUUGGUGUAUGCUUUGUAUAAAGUGGGCUUCUUUAAGAGGACAAUGCCUUAUGGGACUGCAAUGGAAAAAGCACAGCUAAAACCUCAGGCUGCAUCUGAAGCAUAAAUUCCUACUGAACACCUGGAGGCCUCCAAACACAAUAAAGCUGAAUAAAAGAAAAAAAAAAAACACAAAAAAAUACACUGCAUGAAGAAGCUGAGGAACAAUUGAACUCUUGCUCUCCUGUCACUCUUACUGUGCAUGUACCAUAACCUUCAGCUUUAGGAAGGGCAUGUGGACAAGUUUGUGCUCGUCCUCUUGUUUUCUGUGAUCUCCAAGUGUGCAGCAGAUCUGCUGCACUUCAGUUGUUCCAGCAGCUCGGUUCAUGUAUUGUCGAGAACAGUUUGCUUCCGGUGGUGCCUUCUAUUUCUUUUUAAACCUUCAUCAGGGUUUAGAGGGUUAUUCCCUCUAGGAAAUGAUUGGAGACUUUGGUGCCCAGUUUUAAUGCUGAGGUGUGAGUACAUACUUGAAAAACGUUUGGAGACCCUAUAACAGACUUUACAGGCAUUCAGCGGUGUCAGUUUAGGUUUAGGUCCUAGUUUUGGCACGGAUGGAAUUUUUAUUUGUGUUCCAAGUGUUGGGCCUAAGUGGGCCUAAGUGUGGUCAGAUUGCCGCACUGUCUAUGUAGGAUAAUUAAAUAUGCCUGUCUGAUCUGUAUUGACAGUUUUGGUUUAUCAGCUGUAGUUGUUUAAUAGAUGUCCUUAACCACCGUUCCUUUUAAGUCAUGAGAUUUCCAGAGGAAAACAUGGAAGUAAGAGUCCAAGUGCCAAGACUGAAAGAAUGAAGUGGUGAUUCUGACUUGGAGGUGACAGUGGUCUACAUUUUAAAGCUAUCAUAUAAUGAAGGUGGUCUCAUUUUGGGCACAUAGCUGGGUGCAAAAGAAUGUCUCCUGGAAAGAUAAGUGCUUUGACUUCUUUGCAAGAAGCAUUUCAAUUUGUUGUUCAGUGAUGGGGAAAAACAAAAUCUCAGCACAAGGAGAUGUCUGUGGUUAUGUACUCUUCUGUUUGCUAUGGGCAGAAAAAAGCAAGAAUAAAUGCCCAGGAUCUCUCUGAUAAAAAGAUUUUGCUCCACAUGUACACAUGCACCUCAAGCAUAGUCUGCUCUGGUUGGCUUGUGGACAGCCAGUGCUGCAAAAAUCAUGUUCUCCAUGAAGAAGAUGCCAAUUGACCUUAAUUCCAUUGUAACUGAAAUGAGCAGCUGCAGAUAUGUGAUUUUGUAGCUGAACUGAAUAACCAUCUCGGGGGGGGGGGGGGGUCUGCCGUCCACCUGGAGUGGAGCAUUCCUGCCAAACUAGACGUCUUUCAUGAUGGCCACAAUUAGAAGGUUAAAGAUAGAAAGCCCAAGGAUAAUUGUCAGCAAAACUGUCCAGCAACAGUUGAGUUCAUAUCAUUCAGCACUGAUUCUGAUUUUUUAAAAAUGCCACUUUAAAAGUUCAUAUCCUGAUGUUUUUAAAUGUCUAUUGAGAUUUGAUAUUAAUUUAAACUGUGUGUAAGUGCAAUAUAUUUUGUACCUGAUUUUUAUUCUUUGGUUUAAUGUAUAGGUUCAGGACUGACCCAUAUGAUGUUCUUUUAAGUACUGCUGUAUUUGAGGAGAGGAUUGUGGUUGGCAUGGAAUAUCGUUAACAGCAGUCCUCUAAUCUGUUCUGUUAGGAAUUAUAACAGAAGCUGUCUCCUUACAUAUGCUUAACUGAUUUUUUUAUUUUAGGACUGCACUAAAUCUAGAUAAAAGUAUAUAAAAAAAUUUUUGAGGGCUCAUCUCCCCUCAUCUGUCAGUAAGGUUUAGGUUGUAUUAUGGACUGCUUUGGGGCACUGGUUCCAUUUUAUUUGCAGAAUUUGGAAGCAGUGCAGAUUGGAUUAAGUUUCUGAAAUAUUUGAAAUGGAAGUAUACAAGACAAAUAUGCACUAAUCUUGUUGAAGUAUGUUUGUGUGUGGGGCAGACCAGAGACAGCAUUGAUUAUAGGAACUAAAGGCAAAAUGUAUCCUGCUGAGAUUUUAAUAAGCCAUAAUCCCCAUUUCAACUGCAAUUGCAGCUAGCUGUUGAUGCAUUUACCCAGGGUCUUUUCUGUAGCAUUUGGCUAAUAAUUGCAGUAUAGUGUUGAUACCGGACUCUUCUGCCUAAAUGUGUUUCUAAGCCUUUGCUUGGGACUGCAAUUUUAAGGAUGUGUCUGUAUGCACUCCUAUUAUAUUCAUCUGAUACAAUGGAAUGUAGAAACAGGAAGAAACCAUGCUAGGCUGUGUCUAUCAGUUCCUGCUGUGUACAAGGUUAUUGUACACCAAGUAUUAAAAAAAAAAAUGCAGCAUUUAAAAUUAGUCUGAACAUAGCAGUGUGAUAAAGGUUUUUCUAAAGUAGGUGGAGCCUUCUAACGUGUUCAUAGUAUUUGCUGUCUUGUUCUCUUUUGAAGCCUGCCCUGUUCUCAUCCUUUCUGAUGAGGCUGUCCUGGACUGAGUCACUGGGAGUAACUGCAAGAAAAAAAAAUUCAAUCUAACAUGACGCAAGACAUUUUUGCAUGGCAGUAAGCCCUCUUGCCAAUGUUGGAGGCUUCACAUCCCCUUAUUUAAAUAUACUAACUGCAUGGUUGCUGUAUCAGUGGGAAGAGAGAACCUCUGCAAUAGUAAACAAAUACUUAUAUAAACCUCAGUGUUUCACUAUUUCACUGUGAAGAUAUAAAAAUGUAAACGAUCUGGACUGUUCUGUUAAGGAUGAUUGACUGGGGAAAUUAUAUCUGAUUUUUUCAUCAAACAGAAGAUUUCUCCUUUUCCGGAGCUUUUUCAUCACCGUAGCCUUUCUUUUGGAUAUAUUCCGUGACUAUCGCCAAAUCACUAACCCUUUUAUGGUAUGCAAUUCAUUGUAUAGAGAGUGCUGCAUGCUCAGAGUUACUAGUCCCUUCAGUACAGGUGUGAUAUAGUCAGCAAAUAAGGGUGGUGUUUGUCGUACCAGUCUUACUAAUAGAAUAACUAUCUGAUGCCUUGUGAUGUGCCUUCAGUGACAGCUGCCACAUUAAUGGAUAUUGCUGUUUCAGAUUUGUAUAACUGACCUACUGUAUACAAGAAUUUUAAAUCUGAAAAUAAAAUGAAGCCGAGCAAGUCAGAUUGAGUCAAGAUACUGUCCAGCAGUUUUUAAGGACCAUGUCUCUGCUGCAUGCCACUUGGUCUAUAUUUCCAUCUGUAUAGGGAUUUAGUUAAUGAAAUCGCGCAUCUCAAUUUUUGUAUAUAUUUUUUUUAUAUAUUUAUGAUCUCCAAUCCAUCAAGCCUUUACCUCACUACAGUCAUGCUCACUUAUUUCUCUACUGAGUGGGAUGAGAACCACUCAGUGGGGAAGGCUGUCAUUCUGGCAGCCAUUGUUGGGUUUUCUUUUUU